This is a messenger RNA of Thamnophis elegans (Western terrestrial garter snake), 2966 nucleotides long. RefSeq names its product upstream transcription factor 2, c-fos interacting (gene USF2). The coding region runs from base 492 to 1442 and encodes 316 amino acids. The record is from RefSeq and is a predicted model, not a curated record. The transcript has 10 exons. Lineage: Eukaryota; Metazoa; Chordata; Lepidosauria; Squamata; Natricidae. Gene Ontology annotation, molecular function: RNA polymerase II cis-regulatory region sequence-specific DNA binding; protein dimerization activity; DNA-binding transcription factor activity, RNA polymerase II-specific. Gene Ontology annotation, biological process: regulation of transcription by RNA polymerase II.
AUCCCCUCCCCCUCCCGCUCCGCUGUUGUUGCAACGUUCCACCCGCCGCCCGCCGACGUUCCAAAGCAGGCCGCGGACGUUCCAUCGGGCGGAGAGAGAGAGAGAGAAAGAGGGAGCUGCGCCUUGCCGAGCCCGUCGUCCUUCCUCCUCCUCCUCCUCCCUGCCGCGGCUUUCCCACGCUUCCCCCCCUCACGUGUCCCGGGCUCCCAGCUGGGGAAAGAAGGAAGGAGGGAGGGAGAAAGAGAGAGAGAGAGAGAGAAGCGCUCUCGCUGCUCGCUCUUUCCUUCUCACAUGACCCGAGUGUUUGUCCCCGUGAUCAGCGCCUCGGCUCCCGUGUCUCCUCCGCGUCCCCUCUACCUCCAUCCGGCGUGAGAUUUAAAAACUCGUCCCCUCCUUCUCCUGCUUCCCUUCCCCCCCACCCGUCCCUUUUGGGGGCUCCCCCUCCCUCCCCUCUUCCCCCCCCUUCCCCUUCCCCUCUCCCCCCCCCCUCCAUGGACAUGCUGGAACCCGGUCUGGAUACAGCCACCGCCUCCGCUGCUUCCAGCCACGAGAAAGAUCAAGAAAGUGAAGAUGGAGUUGAGCUACGAGAAGGGGACUGCACAAAUGCAGACGAACAGACAGCAGUGGCCAUUGCCAGUGUCCAGCAAGCAGCCUUUGCAGACCAUAAUAUCCAGUAUCAGUUUCGAACAGAGAACAAUGGAGGACAGGUGACAUACAGAGUCGUUCAGGUGACGGACAGUCAACUGGAUGGACAAACGGAUGCAACGGGGGCCGUUAGCGUCGUCUCGACUGCCGCUUUCAGCAGUGGCCAGCAAGCGGUUGCUCAGGCGGUGAUUCAGAACCCUUUCAGUAAUGGUGGGAGUCCAGCCACGGAUGCUGUCAGCGGCGAAGCCCGGUUUGCAUACUUCCCUGCCUCCACAGUGGGGGAUGCCACGGCAGUUUCCGUACAGACGACCGAUCAGUCGCUGACACAAGCUGGAGGUCAGUUCUACGUGAUGAUGACGCCCCAAGACGUGUUGCAGACCGGGACGCAACGUACCUUAGCUCCCCGCACCCACCCCUAUUCCCCGAAAAUGGACGGGCCGCGGACGCCACGAGAUGAGAGGCGAAGAGCUCAGCACAAUGAAGUUGAACGGAGGAGGCGGGACAAGAUCAACAAUUGGAUCGUACAGCUGUCAAAAAUCAUUCCAGACUGCAAUACAGACAACACCAAGACAGGGGCGAGCAAAGGGGGCAUCCUCUCCAAAGCCUGCGACUACAUCCGGGAGCUGCGCCAGACGAAUCAGCGUAUGCAGGAGACGUUCAAGGAAGCCGAGAGGCUUCAGAUGGACAAUGACCUCCUACGGCAACAGAUUGAGCAGAUGAAGAACGAAAAUACCCUUUUGAGAGGACAGCUUCAACAACACGGGAUCGAAAUGGUGGGCGACAACCCAGGGCAGUAGCCCCCACCCCGCCCCACCCCUUUCCUUCGUCUCUGCCGACAUGCCGAAUCUCAGCCUCUUCCCAAUUUGUGAAACUGUGGCCUCUGGAUGAACCUUGCCUCCUUGCUUUGCGUUUGAGGACCGGGAGGGAGGGAUAUGUGGGGAGGGGGCAGGAGGGAGGAGGUACAGAGGAGACUUGGGGAGGGGGGGGGGGGCUUUUCUACCCCAUACCUUGCUACAGCCCUAAAAGGUGGCCUCUGGCUUUCUUCCCACCAGGUGCAUCUUUAUCCUUUCUCUCUGCCCUCCCUCUCUUUCUUUCCCUCCUGGGAUGUACUAAGAUUCAACAGACGAAAAAAAAAACCUGCAUUUUUUUUUUACACUAGGUUUUUAACACGGGUUCACUGACUUCCGUCACCCUUUUCCUGGAUGGGAAGUCGAGGUGGUGUUGGGGUGGGGUGGAGGGAAGCACACACCCAUCUUGGCUGUUUUAAAAGGAAAAAAAAAAGAACUGCUAGAUUUUUUCUUCCUUCCUUCCUUCCUUCCUUUCUUUCUUUCUUUCUUUCUUUCUUUCUUUCUUUCACGUCUCUUCUGCAUGUUUUCGGCAUCUUGCUUCAAGUGGAGGGGGGGCUGUUCUAUUUGGGCGCACGACUACAGCCCCCCCACCCACCCCCAGGGCGUAGUGUCACAGGUAUGUCUGGUUGAAACGGAAGAAAAUACCGCGGUUCAGGUUGACACAAACACUCACACAUGCGUAGCCAGUUCGUUUGAACACAGCCUGCAGACAGGGUGUGUGUGUGCACUGUUUUACGACGAGGUUGGACACGGCCUGACGUGGGAAAAGAGAAGAAGAAGAAAAACGUUUGCAUUUGCAGGCAAUUUUUUUUUUCAUUAUGCCAAACAGAAUUCUAUCUCACUUUCUGGGGACUUGCAAAUCAAACCCACGGGAUUUUUAGAUGCAUAUUUUGUCACGCAGAGAAGCCGUCUGAUGCUGAAUUUCUGCCUUCUUUUUUGUUUUCCCCGCUUCGUCCUCGUAACUUGAGUCACGACAGUUCUUCGAACCAUUGUCUCACAUUUCUUUUCUUUCCACUGGCCAGAACCACCCUAAAAGUUCACUUUCCUUUCCCAUCCUUGUCUCUGUCUCUCUUCCCCCCUCCCUUCUCUCUCUUGUAAGUAAUCUUUAUUUUAUUAGUUUAAAAGGCGCGUUUGUAUAGAGGUACGGUGUUUGUAUGAUAGCUGAAUCCCAGGUUGUUAGGAAAGGCCAAUAGUGGUGGGUCGAAUGACAAACAGGGUUGCUUUUUGUGUGUGUGUGCGUGUGCGUGUUUUUUGAUAUUAUAUAAUUUUUUAAUUAAACUUCAGCAGUGUUUUAGGAUUUCAGGUUUAAAACAAAAAACAAAAAAAUCAGGAGAUGAGGUUUGUUUUUUUUUUUAAAGAAAAAAAAAGGAAAUCUCUAUUUUGUGUCCUUCCCUUCUACCCACUUCUGAACAGAAUUUUUUUUAAAUAAAAAAAACAAACAGAACAAUAAAUGGUUCCUAAAAUGGUAAAAUA